CCACCAUCCCAGCAUCCACCCCCAGCUGCCUGAGCGCGUGAGCAGACUGCUGAUGAGGCCAUGGCAGUUAACGAUUGCCAGGUCCUGGGGCUGCAAUGGACUUGGUGUCACCAGGGUGGUGACACGUGUUCCCCACACCCCCGGUCCCUCUCCUGCACUGACAAUGGCUUCUCUUGUUGGUGCCAUGGUGGCAUGGUGUGCCUGAAUUCCCUCACUGAAUGAACCGUUUCCCUGCUCCCUGUUGAAUUCCUGGAGUGACCUCUGGGGCCUCCCAGCCCACGGCAGGGGGUCAAGGAUGGUAACUUCCCACUAACCCACUCCCUCCAUUUUCCCAUAUCCCUCCACUGUCGUUUGACGGUUUCCAUCUCUCUCAAGACUCAAAUCUCUCCUGUAGUACCCAAAUACCCUCCAUGCCUCAAAGCUUUCCCCUAAGACCACAUUCUUCCCUCUAGGAUUCAAAUCCCUUGCCUCCAACCCUAAAUCACUCUCCUCAGAUUCAAAUCUUUCCCCGUCAGACCUAAUGCUCUCUCCUGGGCCCCGGUGCUCCCCCUCCAGGCUUCUUAAUUCCCGCCUCCCGGUACCCAAUUCCCCCUAAGCUCCAAGUAACCCACUCCCUUGGCCCCAACUCUCCUACUCGAAGAAUCAAAAGAUCCCCCCCCGGGACCUAAAUCUCGUCGCGCAAGACCCACAUCUCUCCCUUCACCUUAAAUCCCCCCCCUCCCCGGCCCGUCUUCCCCCUCAGAGCCCCUCCUCCGGCCUUUUCCCUCCUCCCACGGCCGCUCUCCCUCAGCCGGGGCCAGGCGCGGGGCGGCGAUGGCCGGCGGGGCGCGGGAGCUGGCCGGGUAUCUGGCGGCGCUGGCCGGCUGGGUGGCGGGACUGGCGGCCGCCGUGCUGCCGCAGUGGCGGCAGAGUUCGUACGCCGGGGACGCCAUCAUCACGGCCGUGGGGCUCCACGAGGGGCUGUGGAUGAGUUGCGCCGCCCAGAGCACCGGGCAGGUGCAGUGCCGCCUGCACGACUCGCUGCUCUCCCUCGAAGUUCACAUCCAGACAUCCCGGGCUCUCAUGGUCAUUUCUCUCCUCCUGGGCUUCUUUGGCAUCAUCAUGAGCGUGAUGGGCAUGAAAUGCACUAAAGUUGGGGAGGAGGAUCCUGUCACCAAAAGCCGCGUAGCUGUUGCUGGAGGUGUUCUCUUCAUUCUCUCUGGUCUGUGCACACUGGCUGCCGUGUCGUUGUAUGCAACACAGGUGACCUAUGAGUUCUUCAGAGAGAGCACCAUCCCCAUCAACGCUAGGUACGAAUUUGGCUCUGCUCUCUUCGUGGGCUGGGGGGCCGCCAGCCUCUCCAUGUUGGGGGGGUCCCUCCUGUGCUGCUCCUGCCCUGCCAAGGAGCGCCGAGGACAGCAGUACCAUCAGCAGUCACAGCCCUCUGCAGCCCGGGAGUAUGUCUGAGCCCUAACCCUGUGCUCCUGCUGCCCAAUGCCUCCCUUCCCUCCCAAAAACAGGCAAGACCCUGGUGCUCCCACCCUGCCUAGACCCUGAAUUCCCUGUGAGACCUUUCUCCUUCUUACCUUCCAGGUUUCAGCACCAUUUUCAGUGCCAGCCUAUAAAGUAGAGGUUUUAAGUGCCACACCUCCCAUAUCCAUCAUUGCCAUGUUCUCCUCAUCUGGGCGGGGUGGCACCCCCAGCCCCACGUUGUGGUCAGGCCAUGUCUGUCUGUCACAGGGAUGAUGUGGGGGUGAUGCAGAGAGGCUGAUGCCAGUGGCACAGAGGCACAGAGCCAAUUGGCCAAUCCCACGGGGGUGUGCUGCACAGAAGCACUUUGUACCAUGGCCACACUUCUCCCACAUCAUGUUUUCAGGAGCAAGCAGGGAGGAAAGCCAGUGCUUGGUUUUCCUUGGAUGAGGUUUUCACUUCUAACAGCACCAGCCCAACUUGGGGUUCAAGCAUCCCCACACCCCGCUAUUGGCAGAGGGAUGCUUUCAGGGUGCACCAUUCCCCUGCCUCAUUGCUACUGAAAAGCAACACUUAAAAUUAUUAUUAAUUAUUAUUGAUUUCUGCCUGGAGGCCAGUUGCUCCAGCUGAGCUCUGCCAGCCCAAGCCUACCUUGGACCCGUUCCUGUCCAGGACCAGGCUGUGCCUUGUUAAACAAGAAUAAAUGAGUUUGGGCAAAUUAAAGCAGCAAAAAGGGGCUCUGAACACAAAUUAUUUGUUUUUAGUUUUGGUGCCCAACUCAACUAUUUUGAGUGGCAGAUGGGCAGAGCCCUGAAUUUUGGUGCCUCCCUGCUGUGUCCAAAUCCCUCUUACCUGCCAGGAUCCCCUAGAGCAGACAGUGAAGGUUCCAAACACAACGUGCUAAUUACCUCCACCACUUUGUACCUCUAUUCUACUGCUACUAAUUGUUUUGCGACUGCCAAAGCUCCGAUUUCUUCUGUAAAUCCUCCAAACUCUCUGUACUCCAUCCCUCCAGCCUUGCUGCAGGUGUUGGGCCAACCAACCCACAGGGAAGGACACAGCAAAUUAUCCAAACAGCUUCAUUAUCUAUUAUUUUAUUUUAUUUUUAAACCCAAAUAUGAAGAGAAAGCUGAUUUUUUUUUUAAUUUUGGGUUGCUCUAUUUUAUUUUGCUUUAUUUUAUUUUCUAUUUCUCUGUUUUAUUUUGCUCUAUUUUAUUUUACUCUACUUUUCUCUGUUUUAUUUUCUUUCCUUACGUUUUAUUUAAUUUCCCUCUAUUUGAUGAUAUGGCCAUGCCCGGGUCUGGGUCCCUGGCUGUGCUGGAGGAGAAACAAUGCUAUUUUUCCCCCGGGUGGAGCAGGGGUGUUUUCUCUCUUUCUCCCUGGCAUUAACUGCCUUUAUCUCUUUUAGGUUGCAGUCCCCCUGUAAAACUGGGACCUGCACCCCUCAGGGGAGAGCAGUGCUUGUAGGCUGACAUCACUCAUCAGGUGCUGAACCCAGAUUUUGGGGUUUGAAAAACACCAACCUAAGCCACUGCAGUAAGGAUUGAAAAGGAACUUUGUGCUUUAAAACAAAGUUUUAAACAAACAAAAACAAACCCCCCCCCAAAAAAAACCCACCAUACUAAAAAGGCCUUUUUAUAUUUCAGUGUAAAGAAUGUUUUUAUUCUAUUAAUAUAAAUUCCAUUAACUUUUCCAUGGGAUGCAUGGCCUUGGAAAUGGGAGAGGUGGGGAUUUUUUAAUGCCUUUUUCUUUCUUCUUUGCUUUUUGUACUCAAAAUUGUGAUUUGGUGGUAUUAAAAUAUUUUCAGUCAUGGGCAUCUUUCUGGAACUGUCUCUUUGAUCUUCCCUCACUCCCCAUCUGCACAA
Molecule: messenger RNA, 3314 nt
Organism: Vidua macroura (Pin-tailed whydah)
Lineage: Eukaryota; Metazoa; Chordata; Aves; Passeriformes; Viduidae
Gene: CLDN19
Product: claudin 19
Exons: 4
Coding region: 814-1446 (210 amino acids)
Biological process (GO): bicellular tight junction assembly; cell adhesion
Cellular component (GO): bicellular tight junction; plasma membrane
Molecular function (GO): structural molecule activity
Source: RefSeq, a predicted model, not a curated record